AUGCCUCGAAAGAAAGGCCGUUCAAGUAAGGACAUUGCAGGGGAGCAAUUGCGUAGGGCGAGUGACAGGUGGGGGACGCUUGCAGAGCAAGUGGAAAAACAAAUUGCAGGGCUAGAAAAUGGCCAAUCUGGAGCGGAUGUCGCUAGCCUUGUUGAUCUUCUCAGCAGAGGACGAGGAUUGGUACAGUUGGAGAAGGACAAACUGUCGCAGAUUGCUCAGUGGGUGAUUGAAGGUGGUGACAACGAGACGGUGUGCCGAUAUUUCAUUUUUCUGCACGAUCUUGGAGAGCUUGACGUUUUCAAAAGUCAUUUGAAGUUGAUAAUAGAGAGACUCGGCAGGAAACACCCGUUGGAGCUAGCGGAUAUCAACUUGAUCAUACGAGUGUGUCAGUCGAGUGAACAACGUGCAUUUUUACGCAAGAUUGGGUUUCUUGCACGGUUUAAGAACGAUGCAAGUUUUGAGUUUUUAAGAUCGCAUAUCUACAAAGAUGUCUGUCAGCGAGAACUGCAGGUUCUAUUAGAGUUCAAGGAUAUAUACCUCUAUCCAAACAUUGCUGAGCUCCAGCGGGACUUUCACAAGUUUCAACAAUUUGUGUCCAAGGGGACGGUGAAGGCAUUACUUGAGAAACUUGAUAUACACCCAGACUCUGACCCGGAACUCUGUGCCUGGCUCGCGGUCGGCACCUGUGAGCCUGUACCUAGUGUAGCAGAUGUUGCGUUCAGCUCAGCGGAGGAGCUAGUUGCGCGCUCGUGGUUGCAAGAGGUAGCAAAGGCCGACGAAAAGGAAACCGCAUUUGUGGAGACCGUGCUGAGACGGGUUCGAGUCGGUACGAGCAAGUACUCAGCCGACGUGAACAGAAUCACUAUUGUGAAAACACAUGGAGGCCUUUCAAAUGACAAACUUAUUUGUGAGGCUAUACUGAGCCACAAGGGAGAAAGUCUCAAUGAGAAGGAAUGGAUCGGUCAGGGAGUAUUGAUUGGCAAGAGCAACACCAGAUACACAUCUAACCAGAUAAACCACAUCAAGGGCAACAGUUACCGUGCGAUUGUUGAAGUUGAUGCCUCAGAGAAGAAUAAUUUGGAGACAGUGAAAUAUGCAAUUAGAGUGGCAGGAAAACCCAGAACGCUGGUCGCAAAAUACCCACCAUGGCUGGGAGAGCAGGGAACCGACAGGCUGAAAGUGAUUAACGGUCCAGUGUGUUCAGGGAAGACAACCCUGGUGCGCAACCUGCUGAACGAGACGGAUGGCCGUAUUCUUGUGGUUGCAAAAAGCCAAAGAACUUUGGACUCGUUGAACAUCCCCCAGGAGCCAAGCUUGACUGUUGUGGACGCACUGGCAGCUACAAAGGACCUUGCACAGACUAUGGGAUACGAACCUGAGGAAAUCGAUGGUUUCCAAACAGCCCACGUCUUUUACAAAAAUAUCAUUGAACCAAAAUGGAUACAGUAUUCUCAAGACCCAGAGAACACAGAGUAUCCAUUUGGUUCCACAGAAAACCCGUUGGAACAUUUCAAAGCGCUUAUUCGUCCAAUCAACCAGCUCGAACUGCACGACAUCUCCACUCGGUAUCCAGAAGCUGCGUUCCUGUUCAACAGAGUGGUUGCAACCACUAUCGACAAACUGCCAGGAAAUCUUGUGUUCGACCAUUUGGUGCUCAUGGAUGCUUCACUGGUCAGUCCCUACGAACUGUGCAGUCUACUAAGCGACGACCUGCGCAGCCUGACAGUCGUUGGAAACAGUCUGCUCAACACCAACCAAUCUGCGCUUUCCUUAUUCAACCCCACCCAGACUCUCACCACGCAGUAUGCGAUCCCUCAGGAACUGUCGCAGUUCGCAGUCGAGUCACCUCAAAUCUACACAAACCAAGGAUUCAUGUGUAACAGCUUCUUUGUCGACCUGCUGGGUUCCGAGACAAAGGCAGGCACCCAGUUCCAAAACUUGGAAGAGGCAGAGUUCUGUGCUUUCCUGUAUAUUUACAUGAUCCUUCAAGGUUUUCAACGUGAAGAUAUAGUUAUAGUGACUGCCUAUGCAGCACAAAAACUGCUCAUAGAAGAGAUCAUCCGCUCCAAGUCUGCCGAGCACUCGAUUGAGCCCUGCUCUGUGCUCGUGGCUACGGAGCCAAACGGAGGCAAGUACAAAUACGUUGUUGUUUCGCUAGUUCAGACUACCAGUCCAGGAAUUUGGAACGACCCGUCAACUGUGCUAUCCACAACCCAGCUGGCAACGUCCGGCCUUUACGUGCUGGGCCUCUUUGAGAGGUACCAAGAUACUUUCUACAGCCAGCUACCAUCUGGAGCCUUGGGUCUAGUUCCGUCGGAAAAGCCCGCCAAAUCCCACAAGCGCGCAGCCACCAGCAAGGCCAGCACGAUACAUGCAAAAACAAGCCAGGACCUGCUCCAAAUCAUCAACAACCUAUGUAUUGCAAAAUAA
This is a messenger RNA of Ogataea philodendri, 2430 nucleotides long. RefSeq lists its product as uncharacterized. Bases 1 to 2430 code for a protein of 809 amino acids. Lineage: Eukaryota; Fungi; Ascomycota; Pichiomycetes; Pichiales; Pichiaceae. Gene Ontology annotation, molecular function: mRNA binding. The record is from RefSeq and is a predicted model, not a curated record. Gene Ontology annotation, cellular component: catalytic step 2 spliceosome. The transcript has a single exon.